GACAGCCAACUCGCCCUCCAUUACAGCCAUGAUGCUUCCAUUCUGAUCACAACUUUCUGGCGAGGCCCAGCCUCUGUCCAAUCUACACUUUAUGGCUGCUCCCGACUACUUUGCCCGCAAGCCGUCGUACAAUCGCUCCCGUUCUGGUCUCGGUGUUCCUGGAGCCACUACCCCGGCUUCACCGCACACUCCGCUGUUGACACGCUCGCUCUCGUCUCAACUUGGCUCGCCUGGUGCUUCGUAUCGUGCAGAGGAAGAUACUCUGGUCUUUGAACUCGGCUCAAGGUCUCUUCGUGCGGGCUUCGCUGGCGACUCCGCACCUAGAUGCAUCCUUCCUUUUGGCCCCAACCAAACUAGACGCUUGAAUGACUUUUCUACACCGUCCACGCCAUUGCGCUCCGAGGAUGACUGGGCAAAAGAUUGGGAGCUGUGGGAGCUGGAUAUCCGGAACAACAACCUUGGUCUGGUAGAGGACAAGAUUGAACGUGCUGUACGACAUGCCCAGACCAACCACCUCCUGCUCGACCAACGUCCGCGCAAGCUCUUCCUCGUCCUUCCCUCGACCUUACCCCAUCCCCUCGUUUCUAUCACUCUGAACGUCUUGUUCAACGCACUCCAGCCUGCAACUGUGCAACUAUGGGCACCACCUGUGCUAUGUGCCGUGUCUGCCGGACUGCGAUCCGCCCUUGUCAUCGAUAUUGGUUGGCACGAGACGACUGCGACUGCGUUGUACGAAUACCGAGAAGUUUCACACAGGAGAUCAACUCGCGCUGCGAAACUCCUUACAAAGAACAUGGCCAAUACCUUACGCAAGCAUGCUGCUGCUUCUGAUGCCAUCCCCUUCGAAGUCGCUGAAGAUAUGGUAACUCGCAUGGCUUGGUGUCGUGAUACAAGUGGCCAAAAAUUUACCGAUGACGUGACUCUUCCACUUGGGACUUCUUCCUUACAAGUAUCGUUCGACAGUCUAGCGGAUCCGGCCGAAGAGACUUUCUUCUCAGCGCCGUUCCCGUUGGAGCGAACCGAUGACCACGACCUACCCCUACAUAUGCUGGCUUACAAGUGCUCACUCUCACUCCCUCUCGAUGUUCGCUCUAUCUGCGUGUCGCGCAUUGUAGUCACUGGCGGCGCAAGCGAUGUACCAGGCUUGAAGCCUCGUCUGCUGCGAGAAAUUGAGAACAUGGUCAGCACCAAGGAGUGGGAUCCAGUCAUGAACUACGGUUCUGUCAAGGGGAAGAAGCAGAAACGCAGUCAAGACCAGGUCAUGAGCUUGCCGACUAGGACGAAAACGCCGCAAACCGAUGUGCUGGAUCAGUCUGAUGGCUCCCCGUCGAACGAACAGGUGCUGGCUCGCGACGCACCACAAGAACGCGACGAAGUCGCCGAGAAGCUACAACGCGAUGUUCUGAAGCGCGGCAUCGCAGUACAAGGCUCAGUGCGUGGAGUUGAGACAUUGGGUGCUUGGGCGGGAGCGUCGUUGGUCGCCAGUCUCAAGGUCGAUGCAACCUUUGAAAUCAAGAAGGAUGACUUUCUUAAAAACGGUCUCAGUUCAUUGGGCCAGGCUUUUUGAAUAGCAUACUUCUCUGAUUGAAAAACAAAAGACUGUCUACUUCCACACCAUGUUGAACCAUUGCACUCUGCGAUAUUUGUCUGUCGAGUCGUCGUCGUCGUCGUGGCCAUGCUCAGCUGGUCGCCGCGAGUCUCGAAUCCCUCCGCCAAACUCACUCACAUGCUCACUGUCAUCUUCACUCACUGCGGCAAUUCCUGAUAACUCAGCAAGCUUAGUCAGCGCGAGGUCGACCGCCGCCUAUAAAAACACCACUCCUCUCCCUCUCUGCUUCCCCCCUGUAUCCCUACCCUUGCUCUCACCUUCUCACCAUCGCUCGCAUCGUCGGCUACUGGGCGGCUUCGGCUGUCCAAGUGGUUGAUGGGUGAGGGGUGGCAGGGGAGGUGAGAGCUGGGGGGACCAGUCAAUUCCUUCUGUUGGCGCUGUGGAGCAUGUCUGUUUCUUCUCAGAGCGGUUCG
Molecule: messenger RNA, 2022 nt
Organism: Aureobasidium subglaciale EXF-2481
Lineage: Eukaryota; Fungi; Ascomycota; Dothideomycetes; Dothideales; Saccotheciaceae
Exons: 1
Coding region: 92-1567 (491 amino acids)
Biological process (GO): microtubule-based movement
Source: RefSeq, a predicted model, not a curated record